UUCAGCCUCGUCGCCCACCCACUUGGAGGAUCUCUGCGCCUCGGAGCUGCUUCUGCGUUUCUGGAGCUGGAGAACGCGGGGAUUGUGGCGUUCAUGUCACCCUCGGGUCUAAAGAGACCAGAUAAAAGGGUCCUGUGCUGGAAGGGAAUCUAAAAUGAAGUUAUGGGACGUGGUGUCUGUCUGUGUGGUGCUCCUCGACGCUAUCUCGACCUUUCCUCUUCCCGCUGGUAAGACGCUUCCUGAGAGGGCCCGCUCUGUGCUCGAGGGAACUGAAGAAGAGCUCGCCUCCGCCGUGCUGCUGACUCCCUACGCUGGCCAAAUGGACUCCAGUAUGCCUGAGGAUUAUCCCAAGCAGCUCAGUGAUGUGGUGGAUUUUAUUCAAACCACUAUAAAAAGACUGAAAAGGUCACCAGAUAAACCAGUUCAGUUUUUCUCUAAACGGGAAAGAAACCGUCAAAAUGCAGCAAAGAAUACCAAUAAUUCCGGCAGCAGAAAGGGACGGAGGGGUCAAAGGGGCAAAUCGCGGGAUUGUGUCUUAACUGAGAUGCACUUAAAUGUGACUGACUUGGGUUUGGGAUACAGUACCAAAGAAGAACUGAUCUUCCGGUAUUGCAGUGGUUCAUGUGAGACCUCUGGAACCCUCUAUGACCAAAUUUUAAACAAUUUAACCCAAAAUAGAAAGUUGGUCAGUGACAAAAUCAGACCACAGCCUUGUUGCAGACCCAUUGCUUACGACGAUGACGUUUCAUUUUUGGACGAUGACCUAUCGACUUACCAUGUACUGAGAAAACAUUCCGCUAAAAAAUGUGGAUGCGUCUGA
Molecule: messenger RNA, 820 nt
Organism: Varanus komodoensis (Komodo dragon)
Lineage: Eukaryota; Metazoa; Chordata; Lepidosauria; Squamata; Varanidae
Gene: GDNF
Product: glial cell derived neurotrophic factor
Exons: 3
Coding region: 155-820 (221 amino acids)
Biological process (GO): positive regulation of branching involved in ureteric bud morphogenesis; negative regulation of neuron apoptotic process; peripheral nervous system development
Molecular function (GO): receptor tyrosine kinase binding; growth factor activity; glial cell-derived neurotrophic factor receptor binding
Source: RefSeq, a predicted model, not a curated record